Messenger RNA from Lepidothrix coronata (blue-crowned manakin), 1731 nucleotides. RefSeq names its product casein kinase 2 alpha 1 (gene CSNK2A1). The transcript has 13 exons. Gene Ontology annotation, cellular component: protein kinase CK2 complex; nucleus; cytosol. NCBI's taxonomy places the organism in Eukaryota, Metazoa, Chordata, Aves, Passeriformes, Pipridae. Gene Ontology annotation, biological process: protein phosphorylation. The record is from RefSeq and is a predicted model, not a curated record. Bases 221 to 1396 code for a protein of 391 amino acids. Gene Ontology annotation, molecular function: protein serine/threonine kinase activity; ATP binding.
GGGGCCGCGCUGGGUUCCGUUUCCGGCGCGCCUCGCUCUGGUCCCUGCGGCGGCGGCCGAGCCUUGUGCCUCCGCCAUAUUGUCUGUGUGCGGCGGCGGCGGCGGCGGCGGCGGCCGCGCCAGGUGGAGGAAUCCGAGGCCUUUCUCCUCCUCUCAGCGUUGCAGACCAGGUCGCCUCUGAUUUCACAUCUCGUCAUUUCCGCCUGCCAACCUGUCUGAUAUGUCGGGACCCGUGCCGAGCAGGGCCAGGGUUUACACGGAUGUGAACACACACAGACCCCGCGAGUACUGGGACUAUGAGUCGCACGUUGUUGAGUGGGGAAAUCAAGAUGACUACCAGCUAGUUCGAAAAUUAGGCCGAGGCAAAUACAGUGAAGUAUUUGAAGCCAUCAACAUUACAAAUAAUGAAAAAGUAGUUGUUAAAAUUCUCAAGCCUGUUAAAAAGAAGAAAAUCAAGCGUGAAAUCAAGAUCUUAGAGAACUUGCGAGGCGGGCCCAAUAUAAUCACCCUUGCAGAUAUAGUAAAAGAUCCUGUGUCUCGGACACCCGCUUUGGUUUUUGAACAUGUAAACAACACAGACUUUAAGCAAUUAUACCAGACAUUAACAGAUUAUGAUAUUCGAUUCUACAUGUAUGAGAUUUUGAAGGCUCUAGAUUACUGCCAUAGCAUGGGAAUCAUGCACAGAGAUGUCAAACCUCACAACGUCAUGAUUGACCAUGAGCACAGAAAGCUUAGACUAAUAGACUGGGGUUUGGCUGAAUUCUAUCACCCUGGCCAAGAGUACAAUGUCAGAGUGGCUUCCAGAUAUUUCAAAGGACCUGAACUCCUUGUAGAUUAUCAGAUGUAUGAUUACAGUCUGGAUAUGUGGAGCUUGGGUUGCAUGUUGGCUAGUAUGAUAUUCCGAAAGGAACCAUUUUUCCAUGGCCAUGACAACUAUGAUCAGCUGGUGAGGAUAGCCAAGGUGCUGGGGACAGAAGAUCUGUAUGACUACAUUGACAAAUACAACAUUGAGCUGGAUCCACGUUUCAAUGACAUCUUGGGCAGACACUCCCGUAAGCGAUGGGAGCGCUUUGUUCACAGCGAGAACCAACAUCUGGUGAGUCCAGAAGCUCUGGAUUUCUUAGACAAGCUGUUGCGAUACGAUCACCAGUCACGACUCACAGCGAGAGAAGCCAUGGAACACCCCUACUUCUAUCCCAUUGUGAAAGACCAGGCUCGGAUGGGCUCGUCCAACAUGCCGGGUGGCAGCACUCCUGUCAGCAGUGCGAGCAUGAUGUCAGGGAUUUCUUCAGUGCCAACACCUUCACCCCUUGGACCUCUAGCAGGCUCACCCGUCAUCUCUGCCACCACCACCCUGGGGAUGCCGGUUCCAGCUGCUGCAGGCGCCCAGCAGUAGUGACGGGCUCUGUCUCCUGCUGCCUGAGCUGAGUCAGGUGGGGAAGAGGUUUCCCCCUCCACCUCUCCUCAGGACGCAGCUCGUGCCUGGCAGGGGAAGGGAGGGGAUGAACGCUUUGGAGACACCGUGUCUGAACUGUUGCUUGUGGAUUUAUAGUAGUUCAGUCAUUAUAUACAAAAUUAUUAUAGGCUGAUUUUUCUUUUUUUACUUGAACUUUUCGUAACUCAGGGGAUUCCCUGAAAAUACCUACAGAUGGAAUAUUUCUUGGACAGUUUUUCUUUCCCCCCCCAUCCCCCCCCCCAAAAAAAAAGAAAAAAGUACUCUUCAUUUAAUAA